UGAAAAGUAAUCAUUUUACAAAAUAUUAUGGUAUCCUAAAUGUAAAAAUUAUAAUUUACAUGCCAACUCCUUUCUUCCUUCAACAAAAUCAUCACAAAACCUCGCUAUCAUUUCUCCUGUCAUCUGCACUCCACACCAAUAUAGAACCACCACAACAACAGCUGAAUCGCUGCCUUAACUAGCCUUAGAUCAGCGGUUGCAUCAUAAAAGGUGAAAUCAUUGUCUAUUUAACUUGAAAAUUGAGUUGUCCCACUGCUAUAAAUACUUGAGAAGAUUUGUUAGAUUGUGCAUACUGGUCAAAUCAGAAGUAGGAUUGUUCCUAACAUUAAAGGAAGCAUGAUUGCACAGUCAAGUGAAAGUUGAUGAAAAAUUAAGCAUUGAUUAAACCAAGAUUGGUUUGCUUUUCCCAGGAGAGAGCACUGGGGCAGUUGGGAUUCCUUGAGAAAACUUGUUGUUGGAUUAUCCAUUCCAUGACUGCAGAAGAUGUUAAGGGUGACAUGCAAUAAUUUGCUGAUGGUUAUGAAGUAGGUAGAUGAUCUCUUUUGACUGGUCUCCAGGCAGAGAAUGGUUAUGCAGUCAUGCCAUUUUAUCUUUACUGAUAUUUAAAUUUAUUUAUGUGAGACAACUGAGAACACAAUAUGACUCAGCUAAUGUCACCAUCAAUGGUUGCUGAGUCGUAUGAUUCUAAUGAAUUAUUUCAAUUUAAUAUCAGGCCAAUAUCAUGGAGCACAGACAGGUUUUAAAUUCCUCGAUUACAAUUCCUUCUUUUUGUAUGGCUUACUGUCUUGGUUCCUUGCAGUAUUUUCCCAAGAGUAUAGACACACCAAGGAAGAAUGAAAUCCUGCUCAUAGCUCCAACUGGGGAAGAGACUAACAACAGGAAGCAAGUGGAGCAGUACCUGAAGUCACACCCUGGCAAUCCUGCAGUAUCUGAGUUUGAUAGGGGCACUGGUGAGACCCCAAGAAGAUCUGCAAGAAUCAGCGAGAAGGCCAAGGCAACUCCUCCUGAGAAGGAGCACCCAAAGAAGCGAGGCCGAAAAUCAUCUGGUUCAAAGAAAGAUGAAACGGGAACUAUUACCGAAGAAAAUGAGGGUGAGAAUGAGGUUCAAAUGCAAGAUGAAGAGGUAACUGAAAAGGGUAAGGCAGACAAAGAAAAUAAUGGUAUCAAGGAAAAUCAGAACUAGAAAGAAGAUGAGAAACUAGGAGAAGCUGAUCAGAUAAAGACCCGAGAUGAUGCUGAGGUAACAAGAAUGGCAGUGAAGGAAAUGCUAAGGGAUUCCAGCAAGCAUUGGAAGUUAAAGAGAAAGAAAACGCAGGGGAAGCAGUGAAGGACAAAGCUGCUGAAGAAGCUGGUUCCAGUGAAGUGGCUGAAGAUAGAGCCGAUAAGGUUGAAGACUUGGCAGAAAAGGUGCCACGAACUGAGGCAGAGAAAGAGAAUGCCCCAGGCCACAAGGACAUCCCAGAUAGUUUUCUGAUGAAAGCAAAUGAUGGAGCACAAAAAGAGAAUACUAAUGGGACUGACCGAUGCCCCCCAGCAUCCACCCCCAAUGUCUGAAUGGCUAAAUGUCUGCAUUUUGCUUAAACUUUCUUUGUUUCCCUCUUUAGAAGAGCGGCCAGUAGCAUUGCUGAAUUUAUUCUAGUUUUGUCUCCAAAAAGUUCUAAAUAAAUGGAUCCUAGCCAUUUGAAAGGGAAAGCUGAAAGAUCCCUCGAAAGAUCUAUCAUUGGAUUCUCCAGAGGGAUUCCAAUCACUGCCCAAAACAUUCCAUAUCUCAGUCUCA
Messenger RNA from Populus trichocarpa (black cottonwood), 1777 nucleotides. Its product is annotated as methyl-CpG-binding domain-containing protein 11-like. The record is from RefSeq and is a predicted model, not a curated record. NCBI's taxonomy places the organism in Eukaryota, Viridiplantae, Streptophyta, Magnoliopsida, Malpighiales, Salicaceae. Gene Ontology annotation, molecular function: DNA binding.